ACUCCAUCUUCAAUCAUGGCGCUCGCGAUACGACAGUUGUAUCGUCUUGCGUCAAGACAAGCAAAGCAGCUUCUUUUGUCGAGGGUCAAAGCUGUUGGGACUGUACAUGACUAUACUCGACAUUUGUCACUACAUGAAUAUCAAAGUAUACAACUUCUUGACGAUGCAGGUGUGCUGACACCAAAAGGGGGGGUUGCGGAGACACCACAACAAGCUUAUGAGAUUGCAGAUACAAUUGGAGCUGAAGAUCUUGUCCUCAAGGCACAAGUUCUUGCCGGUGGUAGAGGAAAAGGCACGUUUGAAGGAGGGCUCCAUGGUGGUGUCAGAAUUGUGUUCAGCCCAGAGGAAUGCAAAGAAUUUGCGUCAAGAAUGCUUGGAAAAAAACUUUUCACCAAGCAAACUGGAGAAAAGGGAAGAAUCUGUAAUAAGGUUUUGAUUUGUGAACGACUUUAUUCAAGAAGAGAAUAUUACUUUGCGAUAACCAUGGAAAGAUCUUUCAUGGGACCAGUUUUGGUUGGAAGUCAUCAAGGUGGGGUCGAUAUCGAGAAGGUUGCUGCAGAACAUCCUGAAGCAAUAUUUAAGGAGCCUGUUGACAUCUUUAAAGGCCUUAGUCUGGAACAAGCUUCGAAAUUUGCACGAACAAUGGGCUUCUCUGAGAGUUGCGUGCCUGCUGCAGCCGAUGCAAUGAUGAAACUUUACCAAAUCUUCAUCGAUAAAGACGCUUUGUUGAUCGAAAUAAAUCCUAUGGCUGAGGAUUCUCUUGGCAGGGUUGUUUGUAUGGAUGCAAAACUUAACUUCGACGACAACGCCAGCUUUCGUCAAGACGAUGUUUUCCAAAAACGAGACUGGACCCAAGAGGAUGAGCGAGAAGUGGAAGCGGCUUCCUUUAAUCUCAACUACAUUGGCCUCGAUGGAAGUAUUGGAUGCCUAGUAAACGGUGCUGGGCUUGCAAUGGCCACUAUGGAUAUCAUCAAACUACACGGUGCCGAACCUGCUAAUUUUCUUGAUGUCGGUGGGGGCGCAACUGCCAAGCAAGUUUCAGAAGCUUUCAAGCUAAUCACUGCUGACUCGAAGGUGCACGCCAUUCUCGUGAACAUAUUUGGUGGAAUCAUGCGAUGUGAUGUCAUUGCUGAAGGAAUCGUAGCUGCCGCUAAUCAACUUGAGCUUAAUAUUCCUAUUGUAGUCAGACUUCAAGGAACGCGUGUAGAGGAUGCAAAAGCAAUCUUCACAACCAGCGAUCUUCGUAUUUUGGCCGUUGAUAAUUUGGAAGAAGCUGCUAAAAUGGCUGCGCGUUUGUCAAACAUCGUGGAGUUGGCGAAACAAGUUUCGGUUGAUGUGAAAUUUGAACUCCCUAUAUAAACAAACGUUUUAUUUCAUUAUUGUAAAUGUGACCAUAAUUUCGGAAAUAUUUUGUUUGUAAAAUACUUCUCUUUUCACGGAA
Messenger RNA from Xenia sp. Carnegie-2017, 1441 nucleotides. Its product is annotated as succinate--CoA ligase [ADP-forming] subunit beta, mitochondrial-like. NCBI's taxonomy places the organism in Eukaryota, Metazoa, Cnidaria, Anthozoa, Malacalcyonacea, Xeniidae. The coding region runs from base 16 to 1359 and encodes 447 amino acids. The transcript has 12 exons. Gene Ontology annotation, biological process: succinyl-CoA metabolic process; tricarboxylic acid cycle. The record is from RefSeq and is a predicted model, not a curated record. Gene Ontology annotation, cellular component: succinate-CoA ligase complex; mitochondrion. Gene Ontology annotation, molecular function: succinate-CoA ligase (ADP-forming) activity; ATP binding.